UUGUUUUUUUAUGAGAUUAGCCUCUUACAUGUGCACUUUAUUCUUUUAGUGUGGCCAUCUGUACAUCCUAAGACCAAGGAUCUCCAAUCCUCCUUUAUCCUCUCAAUCACUUGUCUAUUCGAAGGCACAGCAUAGAUGAGAAUGCACUGGUUCUAUUCUUAGGUGAAUACGAACUGGAAAAAACUCUUAAUAAAGAACACCCAGACUAAAAUCACAGCCUAAGGCAUAGGGAUUUUGGCAGAUUUAAAUAAUUUAAAGGCGCAUCGUUUUUUUUCAAAGGAUAAAAUCCAAUAACAGCAAGAAGACAGCAUCAGUGGGCAUGGUGGAGAAAGCAUAAACAUUAUUAAGGACUUGCUAUUUUUGUUCUAGAGAACAUCAUUGACUACGCUGAGCACUACAUCAACAGAAGGAUAACAUUCUGAUCAUCGUAAUGGGCUGCUCACCUUCCAGUGGUCAACUCCUUGCUGGAAUCUAUAACCACCAAGACAAAGCUCUGCAGUUUGGAUCAUAUGAAAGCAACAGUCAUCACUUCUCUGGUGGGACAGAAAUUAAGAGCCAAGCACAGACAGAAACAGUUUCCAGUGGACUAAGUUUAUUACAAGAAGAACACACUGCUGUACAACUCCAAGGUAAAAGACCCACAGUUUGUGAUAUAGUUAGGGCAAGUGUAGAUAUAGGAGAGACGCAAGGGGAAUUACUGACAAAAGUAAAUACAGACAGAAAGGAUGACAGAAAGAUGAAAAAUAAUGGAUGCAAAAGAAGCAGGCACAGAGAGAGACAGCAGGAAACUGUGUACAUGCAGUCAAACUUAGAUCUUCCACAAGCCAUGGUAAAAGCUCACGAGGCAGCCUAUGCUUAUCUAAACCAUAAUAUACCUAAAUAUGAAUCCCUCUUAGGGCUCUUGGAAAAAGCAACACAGACCCAACUUUCUUUACAGCCUAUGGUCACCUUAUUAGCAUUACAGUAUGAGGAGAUAAACCAGGCCUUAGAUGAAAUUGCAACUGAGGGAGAGCAGAUGCUAGAAAUACAUGGAAACCGCAUGGCCUUGCCAGCUGCACAAAAUGAUGUUCUGCUAAACCCAGACAUAAAAGAAGCUGAGAGCAACUCAACUGAAGGUUCUCCAGACCUGCUGCAGCAUAUGCUUCAUCACUUGAUUAAAAAAAUGACUUUAGUAGGGGAUUCUGUAAAAGGGCUGGGGGACACAUCCUUAGAAGAAACAGGUGACUACUUUGGCACACUCUCCCAAUUGCUGGCAGAAAAGCUGGGGGCAAAGAGAGCAGCGGAGUUGCGUUUGAAACAGGUAUUGGCUUGUGUGGAAUCAUAUGCCUUGAGAAAGCUGAAUUCAGAAGACUCUGCUCUGCACAGUGAGGACAGUGGCAUUGGUGUAGAGAAGGAGUGCCACAAUGGUUCAGUGGGUUGUUGCAGCCACCAGGAGAGCUCUGGAUCAGGAGCUAGAACUCAGUCAUCAUAUGGUUGUCCUGAGGGCAGUUUACCAGAUCAGCGCUAUGUUAAUGAGGAUGAAAAUGAUGAUGAUGUUGACAAAGAUACUGAUGCUGAAGAUAGCAAUGAUGAUGAAGCGCUAAAACAUGAGCAGGGGAGCAAAACUGAUAUGAUGGACAGAAAGAUAUCUAAUUGGUCUCAGGCAGACCCUAGUCAGUAUCCAGUCCAAGUCAAUCUGGAGAACAAGAGGCCAACCAAUUAUACUUUUGAAUGUAGUGAUCAAAAAGAGAGAAACAUCAGGCAGCCCAAAACUGCAGAUGAUUCGUCUGUGUCUUGUCACAGACAUUUUAAUUUAUGGGGUGCAAAGCGGUCACGAUCAGCAGAUUUUUUAUGUAUAAGAGUGAAUGACUAUAUGGUACAAGGGCAGAAUAGAUUUCCAAAUGAUAACCAAAAACCUGAAUGGAUUACUAAAAGACAGAAUCCAUCACAAUUUUAUUGUCUCCAAGAUGGGAAUAAUGGGCCAUUUAAGCCUGGGCUAAUACCAAGCUUAACUCCUGCCUUUACACCUGUACCCCCUGGCAAAAAUGCCGUCAGACGACUCAUUAAUACAUUUAGCCAAGGGGUUUGUCAUAGUUCCAACCAAAAACCCCUUAUUGGGCCCAAAAGAUUUAGAGGAAGGAAAAGGAGCUUUUUGCCUAUAAUAACCAAUUGCGGGUCAGGUGUUUCCACCAAUGGCAACAACAACAGUUAUCCACUUGACCAGCAACUCUCAGAGAGACCUGAUAAUAUAGAUGUGAACAGCCUUCCACCUCCUCCUCCUGAAGUACUAAUGGACAACUCCUUUGAGAAAAAUGAAGGUCCUACUGGUGAUGAAUAUGGAAGCGAAACCCAAAAUCAGAGGUGUUCAACACAAAGACAGAAGUCCUGUGUUUCUCAGUGUCCACGAGCAUCAAUGCAAACAGUAUCUUUACUCCCCAGCCAGGAUAGUAUUUCAAUGGGCUCCCUGAAUAUCUCAGAAACCUGUCCUAAUGGACAGGAUUUUGUGGAUGAAACCCAUCCAGAGCAGGACAGUGACCAGCCAAUUGGGGAUAAAGACAAAGAUAAAGCAAUUGGCCUUUUCCAGCACUCUCAAACAAUCAAUCAUUUGUGUCAUUCCACUGGCAUUUUAGCAAAUUUAGGCCCAGGGGAUGAGGGUAAUAUCAAGUAUAUAUCUGAGAGGUUGGGACAAACAGUAAAACUGGGAAACAGGGACUCAAGUGAAGGAGAAGGAUCAACCCUUUAUGCUAACAGCCACCCUCCAAUUACUCCACCAGUCUCCAGAGCUCGAAUCCCACCCUCAAGUUAUUCUACAUGCCAUAGAGUUCCAAGUCCUACUGCUUUACCUCCAUCCCCUACCCGUCCUGUCAUUGGUCAGGGGGAAACAUCCACAUCCUCAUUUACUUCUCAAAUCCAGACAUCGACCAGGAGAUACAGUGAUGAUGCAAAUGGCUUCAUGACUGCCUCUAGUUCAAUGUCAUUUUAUGAUGCUCGCUCUGUGUUUUGUCAAGUGAACCAAUCAGCGUCCCUGUCUGUCAAGCCUUUCUGUAGAUCCACACUACCAAGACCAUGGGGAGAGUCAAAGCUCUCCAAAGAGAGACUACAAGCUACUUGCCUGCCCCAGACUUUCAUAAGAAGCAUCCCUUACAGGCCCACUCUUACUGACCACCGACUAUUGUUACCUAGCGUCACACAGCCCCACUACAAGGACAGUGAAUCUACCACUUCAAACGAUAAGAGGAAAGAAUAUGUAGCUGAAACAGACCAGUGCUCGAAGCAGGAAAUCCUAGUGAGCUGCUCGGUGUUUGGUCCACAGGAGGCCGAGGCCAACGUUAUGGAUAAAAUGGAUUAAAGCAUUUUCUUUUUUUGUAACCUCUCUUCAGAAGAGAGAGCUAAUUCUGAGAGGGGACACUGGAAAGUAUUUCAAAAUUAUCUGGAGACAGCUUACAGAUGAAACACUGUCCAGAAUUAAAUAUACAUUUUGCUAACAAUUAAACUAUACAUAUAUAAAU
Molecule: messenger RNA, 3488 nt
Organism: Pangasianodon hypophthalmus (striped catfish)
Lineage: Eukaryota; Metazoa; Chordata; Actinopteri; Siluriformes; Pangasiidae
Gene: pcare2
Product: photoreceptor cilium actin regulator 2
Exons: 2
Coding region: 431-3328 (965 amino acids)
Source: RefSeq, a predicted model, not a curated record